AAAUAUCAUCGGAGCACUACUCAACAUAUUCAGUUGAAAAGCAGCCAUCGCAGCGAACGCAUCUCGAAAAAUCUUUGAAUAAGAGAGACACCAGAACAAAGUGAACGAACUCGAAAAUACGAAAGCAAAGUGUGUGCGCCAGCAACAAAGAACUAACUUGAUAAAUAUUCAUUGUGCAGAAGAGAAAGUUAUUGAGUCACUCACUACCAGUUGUGUAAUUCCGAACGAGAAGAAAGAUAACCCAACAAUGGCAGUGGCAUUCUACAUACCCGAUCAGGCGACUCUGUUGCGGGAGGCGGAGCAGAAGGAGCAGCAGAUCCUCCGCUUGCGGGAGUCCCAGUGGAGAUUCCUGGCCACCGUUGUCCUGGAAACGCUGCGCCACUACAGUACAUGUCAUCCGAAGACCGGAAGAAAGUCCGGCAAAUAUCGCAAGCCAUCGCAAUGAACAUUCGAGUAACUAACAACUACGGGGAAAACCAAUAGUCCAGUCCAAAAUCCACAGUACAAAGGAAAUAAGCAUGAGCCAACCCAGAAACCCAAAACAGUCACCACUCAUCAGCCGACGGCACUCGAUUUCUACUGCAGUCAAGGACACAACACAACACCCACCCAAUUUUAGUUUACUCAUCAAAGCGAUUGUGAUAAUGGUUUUGUUUCUACAAAAAGCGGAGGAAAAAUUUGAAAAAAAAAAACGUUUUUAUAAAGUCCCCAAUUUUUUACAAACAUUUUUCAAUGAUAAAAAUCAACUUCUUUAGAAAUAAUUUACUCUUAAAGCCUAUUUAAAUGAAUUACUACUGUAAUAGUUUGUAAGUUCUUUUGUAAGACGAGUUUUUCUAAGUUUUUUAAAGAAGAAACCCCAGGAAAAAACGAAAAUGAGUCGAAGUUGGCUAAAAAUUGCAUCAAUUUUUUGUCAAACAAAAAG
Molecule: messenger RNA, 922 nt
Organism: Drosophila simulans
Lineage: Eukaryota; Metazoa; Arthropoda; Insecta; Diptera; Drosophilidae
Product: cell death protein rpr
Exons: 1
Coding region: 248-445 (65 amino acids)
Source: RefSeq, a predicted model, not a curated record